AUGACCAAUGUAUAUACCUUGAAAGAUAUCAAUAAUAAAAGUGAUGGUUCCUUUAGGGGGGCCGGUCAACGACUUGGUGGUGAAUAUGAGCAAGAGCUUAAAGAAAAAUUAUAUUCUGCUCUUAGAUCUAAGGCCGAACUUAGGGAUCUCAAUGAAAAGUUGGUUGAUAAGUAUUCGGAACGAGAGAAGGAAUAUCAACAAAUCUAUGCCGAUAUUGGAAAUAAGAUUGACCAGGUGAAUGAAUCCACUACUAAGUCUCAUUCUGAGAGUCAACGUGAGCUUGAAGCUGAAAUAAAAUCACUCAAAUCUUCUAUUAAAACAUUGAAGAGAGAAGCGACUUUAGCCCAGAAAGCUUCAUCUCUUGAUAAGGCCACGAUUCUUUCUCUUGAAACUAAGGUAGGUGAAUUGGAAGCUAAAUUGGAGAACAAGGAGCUAGAUCAGGUGUCCUAUGAUUCUCUCAGGCUUGAAUUGGAACGAGUAAAAGAGGACCUUAAUUCAAAAGAAUAUACAAUAGAGUGUAUAGAAAAAGGGAUAGAAGCAACACAUAGGAUAACCAGUCAGGGAAUAGAUACUUUGUCUUCGGCACGAUUAAAUUUAAUAAAGGAAAUUUCUCAUCUCCGAGAGAUAAUCUCAAAGAAAGAUAAUGAAAUAGCAGAUCUCUCUAAUCCCUCACCCCCGUCUAUGAACGAUUCAUCGCAACUUGAUCCUGAAGGGACCCUUUCUACUCUUAAUCCUUCGUCCCAAAUAAUUCCUGUAGGUGGCGCAGAAGUGGUGCCAUCACCCCAAGUAAUGCCCUUAAUACCAGCUAUCCCUGUCGUUGCAAGUUCCUUAAUGAUACCAAUGAUAGCAUAUUCCAUACUUAUCUUAUUUCUUAUUGCAGUUAUAUGGUUUGUAUUUGGAAAAAAAAUAUGGGAUUCGUGGAAAAAAAGUGACCGAUACAUUCAGACUAACGAAUUACAUCUCCGGGCAUAUCCGAGGCCGGGCUGUAUGAUCGGUGUCCGGAAGAGGGCAUCUCGUGACCAGAUCUAA
Messenger RNA from Dentiscutata erythropus, 1029 nucleotides. NCBI's taxonomy places the organism in Eukaryota, Fungi, Glomeromycota, Glomeromycetes, Diversisporales, Gigasporaceae. The record is from the annotation of a GenBank genome assembly.